AUGCGAAAUCCGGACAGUGUAGCCUCACGAUACACGUCGCUCGCCUGGGCAGCGGUGUGCGGAUGUGAGGAGACGUUUGAGUAUCUCCUGUUGAUGGGACACGACGAUGAAGAAUUGAGCAAGGACUCGGAGAAGAACACGAUACUCUGCUUACUCGCUGAUGUAUCAAGUCCGACGGCUGCUAGUGCGCAAAUGCGAAUGGCACGACUAUACUUUGACCGCUUCCCGUUUACAAUCGAUUGGUCCAAUAUGCACGGCAAAACUGCAAUGCACAAUGCAGCAUUACGCGGCAGUGACGACUUUGUGCGGAUGCUCUGUGAUUUGGGGGCAGAUAUCGAUCUUCCUGAUUUGCAAGGGAACAGUCCUCUCCACUAUGCGAGUGCAUGGGGUCAUAUCCCAGUCGUCCUUACGCUCAUCGAGCGUGGCUGCAAUUUCAAUGCCAAAAACAAUGACGGCUUCACCGCAUCUGACUACGCAUACUCGAACAAUACCUACGAAGCUCUACAAGAUGCAGCCCGCAACAGAUUCGAAGCAAACAAGCAAUCUCGAGCAGUUGCACAGCAACAAGCGCGACGCGCCGAGAGAUAUGGGGGUGGUGCAGACGGGCGAAGGCCUCUUGGUGUCGCUGGAAUUCGGAGGCUACGAAGUGGUUCCGCAACAACGUCUGCUUCCGACAGCACAGACUAUGAAGGUGCAGUGUCCACAUCUGCACCAGGCUCGUCUCAGUUUUCGGGUCACUCUUCAUCUGGAUCUCUACCUCGACCACCUCCAUCAAACGGAACGGUUCUUACUCCCAUUCCAGCCUCCAACAGAGCUCGAAACACAUCAACAUCUUCCUCUCACGCUCCGACUCACAGCAGUCGCCCAAGUGUAUCGUCCGCGAAUAGCAGGUUGAACCCCUCUUCGGCGUCGACUCUGAGCGGACGGGGCGCGUCUAACGCAUUGUCUCCUAUUGCGUCUCGAAUGCUGGAGCGUGACGCAGGAGCAAUGGCCGAAUACCGUGUUCGCAGUGGCAGUCAUAGCAGCACCACCACAGGGGAGACCAGUGGAUCUCUGAUGCCUCCUUCAGCUGUAGCUCCCAUCCACCAAGUUCAAACUCCCGUCACGCCCAUCGGUCCUCUACCAGAGCUCUCCGACUUUCGUACGAGGACCAUUCCGAGGUCUCUUCGACCCUCGUUGUCCGCCGCAUCUCUUCGCCAGAACCCUCUUCCGUCCAUUUCGACCGUUGCAAAUGGCUCAAACCCGCGAAUCCGAGCAGGGACGUUCAACACGCCGGGUGGUUCUGGUGUCAGCACGCCAAAGACACCGCCGAUGGCAGCCACCAUUCUGCAAACGUUAAAGCGGCCAGUCAUGGCAGUCCUACCGGGACGCGCGACUGAGUCCAUAACGCAUGCACACGUUCCUGAUGGGCACACCAGACGUCCCUCUGGCUCGCUGCUUCGGGACAUGGCUACUAUUCGCACGGACUCGAUGUGA
This is a messenger RNA of Serendipita indica DSM 11827, 1476 nucleotides long. Lineage: Eukaryota; Fungi; Basidiomycota; Agaricomycetes; Sebacinales; Serendipitaceae. The record is from the annotation of a GenBank genome assembly.